This is a messenger RNA of Cololabis saira (Pacific saury), 1868 nucleotides long. It is a transcript of the gene fgf8b, whose product is annotated as fibroblast growth factor 8b. The record is from RefSeq and is a predicted model, not a curated record. Gene Ontology annotation, biological process: positive regulation of protein phosphorylation; heart morphogenesis; limb morphogenesis. Gene Ontology annotation, cellular component: cytoplasm. Bases 665 to 1345 code for a protein of 226 amino acids. NCBI's taxonomy places the organism in Eukaryota, Metazoa, Chordata, Actinopteri, Beloniformes, Belonidae. The transcript is spliced from 5 exons. Gene Ontology annotation, molecular function: growth factor activity; type 2 fibroblast growth factor receptor binding; type 1 fibroblast growth factor receptor binding.
UAUUUAAAUGUCGAGGGACACAGAUGCUGAAUGUGGACUGGAGACGAACCACAAGGUACACGCGUGUGGGUGGAAGGUUGACGUCGGGGCUUCGCCAUCUGCGUAUGUAGAGAGGCAGCUGUCACCAAUUUGGUUCAUCUUUUUAAAGGCACUGAGUUGUGUUGCUACUCGUGAGAUUCAUUCAUCUUCUCAAGUCUAAUCCCGCACAGUUUUUGUAUAGUUGUUUUUAUAUAUAUUUUAUAUAUACAUAUAUAUCGUUUUUAUUCGCAUGUCAUCGCGGAUGCGCAAAGACCCGUGCGUAAAACUAAAAAUACUAUACGCGCAAUUGCCUUUCAGGGCAAAUAGAGGAUUCAUUUCAACUUUAAAACAUCACUGCUGAAUAACUGAACAAGGAAUCAAUGGAGCUGGUUUGGUGACAGCAUUAGGCACUCUUUCCGGACUUUAAAUUUGGAUCAGCGUCCAGAUUCCCGAACUUUUCAUUCUAUGCGGACACAGGAGAUCUGAUCCCGUUACCUGCACUGGGACCCUGACAGUUUGGGAUCUCUUAAUUGUCACGGGUAUGGCUUUCCAUGUGUAACAAGAGGGGGCUUAAAACUGAGCUGAAUACCCAUCAAGAGGAACUUUUAUUUCCGAGGGCUUCCAGCACCGAAUCAGCGGAAUAUUCAUGAAGCAAUAUUUGAACUAUUACAAGAUGAGGCUGAGAGCAUCGAGGAUAGGUUAUCUGUUACUUCAGUUCACGGCGCUUUGCUUUUACGCACAGAACACUGCGCAGUCUCCCCCGAAUUUCAAGCAGCAUGUAACGGAGCAGAGCCGGCUGUCGGACCGCAUGAGCCGGCGGCUCACCAGAACCUACCAGCUGUACAGCCGCACCAGCGGCAAACACGUGCAGGUCCUGAGCAGCCGCAGGGUCAACGCCAACGGGGACGACGGGGCCGCGCACGCUAAACUGGAAGUGGAGACGGACUCUUUUGGAAGUCGAGUUCGUAUCAAAGGGGUGAAGACAGGGUACUACAUAUGUAUGAACAAGAGAGGGAAGCUGAUCGGCAAGCGGAAAGGACGGGGCAAAGACUGCAUCUUCACGGAAAUUGUUCUAGAAAACAACUACACGGCGCUGCAGAAUGCCAAGUAUGAGGGCUGGUACAUGGCUUUCACGCGCAAAGGCCGUCCGAGGAAGGCCUCCAGGACCAAACAGCACCAGCGGGAGGCCCACUUCAUGAAGCGUCUACCUAGGGGGCACUUGCUAAGUGAGAAGGAACCAUUUGACGUUCUUCCUCUCCCUGUCCCAGCACAGCCUUUCAGCAAGAGGACUAAACAUUCCCAUCAUCAGCGCUCGGGGGGACGCUGAAAAAACGCAAACCGCUGAGGUAGAACAACCAGCAUAAAAGAACUGCUGCAAGAGAAAGCAAAAUGUUUGGAGGGAAAUUUACUUGUACACUUAAGUGCCCAUGCAUUGUCAUGCCUCGUUUGUGGACUUAAUCUGUAAUUCUCAGUACUGGAUUGUAUGUAAACUAUCUAAUCUGCUAGUUAUUUCCAAUUCAGACAGAUUGUAGAAAGCAUUUUUUUGUCUUCAAAUCAGGACAUUUUCAGAACAGGACAGCUGAUGCCAUGAACAUUUGGUUAGAUGUUAGCCAGCUCUCUAAUGAAUAUCUGACAGAGAAAUGAAUACGAUGAAGCUAGAUGUGGCAGCUACCUGUGGUUACAGCAUCUGAGUCUCAGAUGAUAUGCUAUCUAGCCUUUUGGAGGCCCUUUUGGAAAAUAUGUAACCUGUUGUUUUUUCUACAUAUAUGAAUAUGUUUUUACUGUAUAAAUGUAAAUAACAUCAAAUGAUGGAAAUAUUUAUUGUAGAGUGUAUAUUAAAACCACUAAAG